AUGCAUCUUCUCCUCCCAUUUCUCGUCCGCGUGUCUGUUUGCCACUUCCUACCUCCCGUGCGCGUGGGGUCUGUCCGCGCUUCAAGUUCAGUUAAUAUCCUCCAUACACCCCACCUCGGUACCAGCACACAUGCCUACACACUCGCCACAUUCCGCAUACUCUCGCGACUCAAGCGCCAGAUCGGCACCACCCAGGGUGGAGCUGAUGGAAUGUUAGUAGCAGCAACCGAGUAA
Protopolystoma xenopodis is the source of this 234-nucleotide messenger RNA. The record is from the annotation of a GenBank genome assembly. NCBI's taxonomy places the organism in Eukaryota, Metazoa, Platyhelminthes, Monogenea, Polystomatidea, Polystomatidae.